AUAAAAAGAUGGCAGAGAAAAUUUACAGCGGUACUUCAGAGUCUUUAGUCAUCAGAAGUUUUAAACACUUCAGAGAUAAGUAUUUAAAUUCAAGGAAAAACGUAAAUGAUCAAGAGGAACUUGCGGACACUAGCCAAGCUGCGCCGGGCUUUUUGGACUGCUUGCCCGUAAGAUACCAGAUUCUAUGCCGGUCGGGUAUUUCUAUAAUAAGAUUUUUGUUGGAUGCGUGUGUUCCAUAACACACUGGCUGUAUAUCCAUGACGGUUCAGUUAAAUAUUAAAAAGUGAAUCUUUCUGAUAUCCAGUUUGGACCAUGAAACUGCGAUACAAAUAUUUUGUCUUGAACUACGUGACAUUCCAGCUGGGAUGACCGAGGUCGACCUACAGUUUAUGAUCAUGACCCUGCUGUCUCCUGCAGACCUCUGUCGUCUGGGGGCCACCAGUCGCUACUGGAAGGCUAUAAUCCAAGACCCCUUAUUGUGGAGAUACUUCCUCAUCAGGGACAUGCCUCAUUGGCCCUCUGUUGACCAUGUGACCAUGCCCCGGUUGGAGGCCCUACAAUCCCCUCUGUGUGAGGGGGAGGAGGGGAUGGAGGUGUCAGGACAUGACUUUAUGACAGACUAUCUAAAGGGCUGCCCAGCAGGCAGACGCCAGUGGUUUCCCCUGAAGCCGACCUGGGUUGUGACCUCCUUCUUCCAGUCGCUGGUUUCCACCACCAUGGAACCACGCUACGCCAUGUUUGGCCCGGGCAUGGAACAGCUGGAUGUCUCCAUGGUGACCAGGCUCAUGCACAGCCCAGAUGUUCUCCCUGUAGCGGGAAUACCGCAAAGACAGAUCAACGGUAUUGGGUCUGGGAUUAGUUUCAUGUACAAAAACCAGCACAAAUUCAAUAUUCUGACUCUCUACUCAGCCAACAGGGCUGAGAGGGAGAGAGCCCGCGUGGAGCAGCAAGCUGUUAGCAACAAACUCUUCAUACAGAACGGAACGGACGAAUCAGGAAACCCUCAAUUUAGCCCCACCCCUCAGGUCCAGGAGGUGUGCCAGGCAGUGGAUGGGUUCAUUUAUGUGGCAAAUGCUGAGCCAGGAAGAGGUGGUGAGGCGGAGGCCGCUCAGAUUCAGGCAUUGGUUGACCCUGCCUUGGGCUCAACCUCCAGACCCCUCCUGGUCCUGUCCUGUGUGUCCAGAGAGGAACCAGACCCAAUCACAUCCAGCAGCUCCAGUACUACCAGGUCCAGGACCCCCUGUGUAGAUAUGGCCCAGAGACUAUGCCUGCCCUUGCUGCCCAACCCCUGGAUGGUUCAGGACACAGUAGCAGACUCUCUGGCUGGUGUGUUGGACGGGAUCUCCUGGCUGUUGAGGUGCUCUGGUCGCCGGCUGUAGCCCUCCAAGACACCAAUGUCAGGACUGAAACAACCCACUGCACAAGAAGCAAAUAUUUUUCUGAAGGACUCCUAACUCCCAUGUGCCUCGAUUUAAUGAACUGUGUAAGAAAAAUAGAUGAUUGGGUAAAUACUGUGUAAGUACCCUGUAAUUAUUUUGAGUGAAAUGUGGGUUGUGAAAUGAAACACAAGUGAAAAGAACUAGUCAUUAACUGUAGCUAUGCUACUGUAAUGAAGAUAAUUAGGAUAAAUGAAGGGUUUCGGCAUUACUGCUGCUUUGUACUAGAACCAUAUUGAAGUAAUAAAAUAUUAUGGGAAUUGUA
Esox lucius (northern pike) is the source of this 1701-nucleotide messenger RNA. It is a transcript of the gene fbxo4, whose product is annotated as F-box protein 4. Gene Ontology annotation, cellular component: SCF ubiquitin ligase complex. The transcript has 7 exons. Gene Ontology annotation, molecular function: protein binding. The record is from RefSeq and is a predicted model, not a curated record. Gene Ontology annotation, biological process: SCF-dependent proteasomal ubiquitin-dependent protein catabolic process; protein polyubiquitination. NCBI's taxonomy places the organism in Eukaryota, Metazoa, Chordata, Actinopteri, Esociformes, Esocidae. Bases 366 to 1379 code for a protein of 337 amino acids.